AUGCAUCGUCUUUUUGCUGAGCUGGAGCCAUCUUUAAUCGUCACAGAGCAAAACCUGGCAGACCGAGUUCGGUAUAUCUUGCGCUCAAAUAUAUUUGAUGUCGCCGAACUCGAACGGCUACGACGUGAGGCUGUUCCCUCGUCGGAUGAGAAUGCUACGGCUGAGGAUGCGGCGCCACAAAUGGUAGAGCAACCCGCAAACGUGGAUGCCGCCGUGAAUACCCCAGUUGUGGUUGAUUCAAACGAUGAUGGAACAGUCGCCCAGGAACUGGAAUUAGAGCAUAUGAGGAGUAUAUUGGAAGAGGCGAUUGUGGAAACGCGCAGUACGCCUCUCGAAAAUCGACCGCGACUUCCCCGCAUAGCCCUAAGCAAGCGGAAUCGGGCUGUCGUGAGGGCUCUGAACCCAAUGCUGGUUACCUAUUUGGAAGCCAGCCGGGACCUUUGCGAGACGGACUCAAUUCUUUUUGGCGCCGCGCUGGCAGUCUGCCGUAUCAUAGGCGCCAAGGUUUCCACGGCUGGACGCGCUACUGGCCAUAGUAGCGCUAUCCCAGCAUGGAGAAGAAGAAUUGAGGAACGUAUCGCAAAGGCUAGAGCUCUCAUCGGCAGACUGAUAUGCUUCAGAUCAGGCAACAACAGGCCAAGAAUUGUGCGCACCGUCAGGAUGGCGUUUGCUGGGACAAAUGUCAGUUUGUCCCAGCCGCAUAUAACGCAAAAACUGACGGAGCGCAUAGAUGAUCUGAAGCAGAGAAUCGCUGCUUGGGGAAAGCGGAUUCGGCGAUAUACCGAGAGGUCGACACGGUUCAACCAGAAUCGUCUCUUCCAGAGUGAUCAGAAGAGGCUCUAUGAAUCAUUGGAGCGACCAAUGGUAAGUGGAACGGGUCCAGCACCGGAUCAGGCCGACACUGUAGCAUUCUGGCGCGGCCUGUGGUCAGAGCCCGUAAACCACAGCGAGGGCCCUUGGACGGAAGUUGUGGCGAGUCAGUGUGCGGGUAUUACGCCCAUGGACCCCGUCAUCAUAACGCCGGAUGACGUAGCUGAGGCGGUUCGUAGGGCCCCGAACUGGAAAAGUCCGGGGCUUGACGGGCUGCAUCACUACUGGCUGAAGGGGUUCAUGGUGUGUCACUCUGUGCUCGCCCGACAGUUUCAAGAGGCUCUCAACCAGAAGUCGCUCCCAAGCCUCUUCACUACUGGGAUCACUCAUUUAGUUCCUAAAGACCAGGGUACCACAGACCCGAGCAAAUACCGCCCCAUCACGGAAUUGACGACCCCAUCGCCCGCUGACGUAACAGUUACGGUAUGUGACAAAACUACUACGUCGGCGCAGUCAGUCAGCGCCCUGCCAAGAGGUGUGAGCGCCGUGCCUAGGCAAAAUUGUGGGUGCAAAGGUCCGUUUGUGCAUAUGACCGAACCACGAAACGGUGCCGGGCUUGGGCGUCUCCCGUUAUUUGGCGCCCAUAAAUGGAUGAUGGUACAAAGAGGAACGCGCAUAGGGCCGCUGCCUGGGGGUCGCCGGGGCGCGUCUGGAGCUGGCGCUGGACGCGGCAGCAUGCGGGCCGCCAGCCGAGCGCGAGGAGCUGUACGAUCACCUAGCAGCCCUCCGCAUCCAUCAUCCCCACCAGAAGGCUUGGUGUCGGCUGGGUCUUCUCGGACUCAGCAAGCGGCACCCGCCGCUGGUGGAGCACGUCGCAUGCGUUGGUCACAAACAAUGAACGCAAACGCACUGCGGGCGUACUUUAGGGCAAAAGGGGAAGAAACCGGAUGUUUGGCAUAUCGGGCUCGGAUGCAUCGCUUUUUUGCAGAGCUGGAGCCAUCUCUAUCCGUCACUGAGCAAAACCUGGCAGACCGAGUUCGGUACAUCCUGCGCUCCAACAUAUUUGGUGACGCCGAACUCGAACGACUACGACGUGAGGCUGUUCCCUCAUCGGAUGGAAAUGCUACGGCUGGGAAUGCGGCGCCACUAAUUGCGCAGCAAACUGCAAAUGUGGACGCUGCCGUCAAUAUUCCAUUUGUGGUUGAUUCAGACGAUGAUGGAAUAGUCCCCCACGAACUAGAGAAAAUGAGGAGCAUAUUGGAAGAGUCGAUGCUGGAAACGCGCAGCCUGCCUCUCGAAAAUCGACCGCGCCUUCCCCGCAUACCCCUUAGCAAGCGAAAUCGGGCUGUCGUUCGGGCUCUUAACCCAAUGCUGGUGACCUAUUUGGAAGCCAGCCGGGACCUUUGCGAGACGGACUCUAUUCUUUUUGGCGCCGCACUGGCAGUAUGCCGUAUUAUUGGCGCCAAACUUCCCAUGGCUGGACGUGCUACUCAACAAGGUAGUGCCAUCCCAGCCUGGAGAAAAAGAAUCGAGGACCGUAUCGCAAAGGCAAGGGCCCUUAUCGGCAGACUGACAAGCUUCAGGUCGGGUAAUAUUAGACCGAGAGUUGUGCGCACCGUUAGAAUGGCGUUUGCUGGGACAAAUAUUAGUUUGUCCCAGCCGGAUAUCACGCAGAAACUAACGGAGCGCAUAGAUGACCUGAAGCAAAAAAUCGCUGCUUGGGGGAAGCGGAUUCGACGAUUUAGCGAGAGGUCAAGGCGGUUCAACCAAAAUCGUCUCUUCCAGAGUGAUCAGAAGAGGCUCUAUAAAUCAUUGGAGCGACCAGAGGUAUGUGGAGCGGGCCCAGGACCGGAUCAGGCUGACACUGUCGCAUUUUGGCGUGGCCUGUGGUCAGAGCCCGUAAACCACAGCGAGGGCCCUUGGAUGGAAGUUGUGGCGAGCCGGAGUGCAAGUGUUACGCCUAUGGACCCCGUCACCAUAACGCCUGAAGACGUGGCUGAGGCGGUCCGUAGGGCCCCGAACUGGAAAAGUCCGGGGCUCGACGGGCUGCAUCAUUACUGGCUGAAGGGGUUCGUAGUGUGUCACGCUGUGCUCGCCCGACAGUAUCAAGAGGCUCUCGAUCAGAAGUCGCUCCCGAGCCUCUUCACUACUGGGAUCACUCACUUGGUUCCUAAAGAUCAGGAUACCACAGACCCGAGCAAAUACCGCCCCAUCACAAAAUUCAUUCCACUCCACAUAAUCGAAGAAGACAGUUACGAGAAAGACGUUUUAUUUUACGUCAACCUAGGUGACCCGGAGCUGAUGGGCGCCGAGCACCUGGUGACUCUGCCUGAGGAUGAGGCGGUCGUUGCUAUGAUGGGUUUACCCCGAGCUGGUGAAAUCACACGAGCUCAACUGAGAGUAAAAGAGAGUAAAGAAUUUAAGAAUACAGUAGAUAAAUUAGUACAAAGAGCAAACGCCUCAAUCAUUAUAGGUACUUCAUCGUGGAAAGAGCAAUUCACAGAAGCUAUAACAGCUAGCUCAGGCUCAGAUGAUCCCGACGAGCCUACUUCCUGGUCGGAUUAUGUCCUUCAUAUCAUCACAUUGUUUUGGAAAAUAAUUUUUGCGUUUGUCCCUCCUACGGAUAUUGGCGGUGGUUACGUCUGUUUUGUGGUGUCCAUCAUUUGCAUCGGACUUGUGACAGCGGUAAUCGGUGAUGUGGCGUCACACUUCGGUUGUACUUUGGGUAUCAAAGACUCAGUUACUGCUAUAGUUUUUGUUGCUCUGGGGACUAGUAUACCAGAUACAUUCGCCAGUAAAGUAGCAGCGAUCCAAGAUAAAACAGCGGACGCAUCUGUGGGCAACGUGACAGGUUCCAACGCCGUUAAUGUGUUCCUCGGUAUAGGAGUCGCGUGGACUGUCGCUGCCAUAGUCCAUUGGACACGCAACGAGAAAUUCCACGUCGAACCUGGAAAUCUAGCAUUUAGUGUAACGAUGUUCUGCUCUGAAGCUGCACUUGUAGUUAUAGUGCUCAUCUUGAGGCGGAGAAAAUCUAUCGGAGGAGAGCUCGGUGGACCUCGCUGCAUGAAGGUCACUACUGCUAUAUUCUUCUUCUCUUUAUGGUUGAUCUACCUCAUCUUAUCCGGUUUAGAAGCUUAUGAUGUUAUCCAAGCAAGAUGGCCACUACUACUUCUAAGGAUCAUACUAGUGAAACCACUCCCUCCCUCCUACGGGGAAAUAACCAACAUCGAUACUUUUGUCACGACGAUACAAAAACUUUCUGACUGCAUUACUAAAGCGGUCUCUGACGGCAAGUCAGUCACCGCCGCAAAGAAGAGACUCAUCAACCUAGCUGCCGAGGAGAUCAGAAGGUGUGGGCAUAAACUGACAAGCAUGUCUACAGUGCUUGCCCCCGCCAAUAACCCCCCCUCCCAGAGUAACAUGAACAGCGACUUGAAGGCUGACAUCGUCGCCUGUGUCAGGAGCGAGAUGGCCAAACUAAAGGGCCAAAUAACCACGCAGCUUCAACAGCAGGCACGGCCUGCCUCAUACGCCCAGGCCGCUGCGACCAGCAGUUGGCCGGGCUCUCUUCCCAGCGUGACCACUAUGCCACCAGCCCACGGUACAUCUAACAACAAGCCGGCCAUCGUGGUGACCCCAAAGGUAACCCCCAAAUCACGACAGGAAGCAAUCGAGGCGUUUAAGAAGAGCAUAUCGUACCGCACAGCGAAUUAUGCAAUAGCUAGGGUUCAGGCAGUGUCAAAUCACAAACUUAGAGUGGAAUUUGACACAACCGAACAACGUAAUGACACCCUACAAAAGCUAAAAUCGUCUGAGCACGUAAGCGUUGAGCCGGCUAAGGGACUGCGGCCAAUGAUUAUACUAAAGGGUAUAUCCAAAGAUAUACCAGCUGAAGAGAUAGCUGGUAUUGUCAGGGGGCAGAACCCAGAGUUGAAAGAGGCUUUUAUUGAGGACGAUGACAUGCGCCUCCGAUUUAGGCGUAGCAACAAAAACCCGGGGCUAUACAACGCAGUGUUUCUUGUGGCACCCAAACUCUUUCGUAAAUUCAUUGAAAAGGGCAAAAUCAGUGUUGACUACCAGCGACUACACAUCAGCGAAUUCUCACCCUUUCUGCAGUGCCACAGGUGUCUGCAGUUUGGGCACAUUAAAAAGUACUGCACAGCCGCAACUAGUCAAUGCUCGCACUGUUCCAGUAAGGAGCACACAGGCGAAAAAUGUCCUGAUAAGGGCAAACAAGGUGGCUAUCAAAUUGCAUUGCUGUCGGAGCCAUAUGUUGGCUUAGGAAAUGAGGUGCGACCAACUCAGGGACUCAACAUACAUCAAUUUGGUGGAAAAGGUAGAGUUAAGGCGUGUAUACUCACUAAACCAGGCUGCGGUCAGGUGAUUGGUAUGUCACAAUACUCUAACUCAAAUCUUUGCGUUAUUCAAUUCACAAGUGGCGGUCAUAAAAUACACAUAGCCUCCGCAUAUAUCGAACCGAAUUCAGACGAAAAUAACACAUUAGAGCAUAUAGAUAAUUUUCUCAAGAUCUCCCGAUGCCCAAAUACCAUCAUUGGCGGUGACUUUAAUGGAUGGCACCAUCUAUGGGGCAGUAAGACCAAUAACCCUAGAGGAUGUGCGGUAGUGGAGCUGGCACAUGCAAAUGAUCUCUUCGUUUGCAAUGUCGGCACCUCACCCACCUUUGAAACCGUCACACACGGCAGGGAUCGGACUUCUAUAAUAGACCUCACAUUGGCCCAUGGACACAUAUUUGACCGUGUAGUCGGGUGGAAGGUCAACCUCAACGCCUGCCCUUCAUCGCAGCAUAAUGCGGUGGAAUACUAG
Molecule: messenger RNA, 5634 nt
Organism: Parnassius apollo (apollo)
Lineage: Eukaryota; Metazoa; Arthropoda; Insecta; Lepidoptera; Papilionidae
Source: the annotation of a GenBank genome assembly